GAGCAAAUUUAAGACCCAACCCAGAGCGCGGAGUUUCAGUGUUAUUGGAAUCUGCUCGUUUGAGAUUUGUUUAAGCCACCCACCAUGGAUGUGAAAGCUUUAGCGGUUCUGGCUCUGCUGCUGCUGACAACGUGCAUCGACUUAUCCCAAGAAAAACCCUUCAGUUUAGCUGAGAAAUGCUGGUGCAGAAGCACAGAGAAAAACGUGAAGAAGCACAUCAUCAGACAGCUGAAGUUUAUGAAUGUACCUAACUGCCCACUGCAGGUUAUUGCUACCCUGAGAAACUCCAAACAAGUGUGCCUUGACCUUGAAAUUAAGUGGCUGCAACAAUACCUGCAAAAUGCACUUAACAAAAUUAAAAAAGGAAGAACAGAUUGAACAAUUGCUGGAUUACAGCAACAUUAGGAGAUUUUCUGGCAGCAUCUUCUGAUGUAAUCUCAUCUGGACUGCUUUUUACACUUAACUGCCUUAUCUGCACCUUGAAAUGGUUUCCUGGCAUUUACAAUGGCACUGCUAUAACUGGUGCAAAAAUGCAAUUAUAAAUACAUAUAUUUGUAUGUAGAAGAAUUUAUUUUUAAAUGUAUAAAUCAGAUCAGUGAUCUGUACCACAUUUAGUUGCUCAGUAUUGAAUGAAGGGGACCUUUUAAUGCAACUUAAGCCAUGUGCUCCUGUGGAAAAAUAAAACCGCAACAAUGUGAAAUAAUGAAAUGAUAAGAGAGGGACCUGAAACUUCUAGAGUGAGAACAAAAAUGUAACUUCAAGAUUUUGGCUAGAAACCAUGUGCUCCAUUACACCUGAAAGGACACAACUCUUGUAAUUGGACUCCUUAAAAGCAGUUCUAUCAUUUCAUUCCCCCCCCCAGAUACUGAAGUCUGUAGCAUGUUGCCCCCCUUUAGAAAGAAGAAGGAAAAAAAGCACAACUGUUUGUUUUUUUAUGUUACAAUGCACAAUUUACUCCUGAUCAUAUCUGUCUAUGAAGUUCCUGACUGUUUUUAAGCUGGUCCACUCCGAGGACUCUCUUUGAUACGCUUAACUUGACGUGAUUUUGUUUUUCACUUUGCUAACACAAAUACAUCAGUCUGUGGUUUUGGCUAUUUAGGGAUGGAAUGCAGAUAAGUUGGUCACAGCUUUUGCUCAUGCACCACACCUCAGUGUGAAUCUGCUUAGCUGUUAAACUUUUACCAUGUAGCAGUCAUGAAUUAUUCAUUUCAGGGAAAAAGAACAAAUGGCCAUAUUUACAAGCAGAUACUGGUGGUUUUUCUUUUCUUCUUCUUUUUUUUUUUUGUUUGAAGCGCUUUUUAAAUUUUUUUUAUUUUUCUAAGUUCUAAUAACUGAUUUAUAGAAGGUGGAAAAUAACUUUUUAGUAUAAUUAUACUGAAUGUAUUUUGUAUGAGAUCUAUAACUUCAUAAAGUGAAGGUAAUCCCAGAAUGUGGACAAUUUAAAUUCUACUUUUGUGAAAUCUUCUUUAUCCUCAUUGUAGUCACUAAUUUGUAUAAUUACUUCAAGACAAAACCCUGCAACAUAUGCUUAAUCAAGUCUGAAGUGCUCACAUACAGAAAUCUAGUCUAAGUCCUGGAAAAAAAAAUAAAGCUCAAUAAGUAAGUCAAGGCUUUGAAAAUGAGAGUUAAAAACAAUGUUUGAAUAGUUAGACAGAAGAAGUGUUUUGAAGAAGGCCAACUGUUAUAACAUAGUUAUAAUGUGUUUGUACCUUUUGUUUUGCAUUCUAUAUUUGCUAAAAAUAUAACUACAUUUGCAACCUGAAAUUAUUAAAACACAUUUAGUACAUUUUGUAACCCCAUAUUUGUAGAUUUUUCUUUUUUUUGUGGUUAUUUUGGCAAGUUCUGGUUGUUUAGGAGGAAGUGUUGGUUGAAAGCUGAAAGAAUUCAAAUAUCUUUUGCAUAUAGUGUGUAAUAUGCAUAUAGUUGAUGUAUGAGAAUGGACUGUUUGUUUGGCUGUUGUACAUGUUCUAAUACUGCAUAUGAGAACGGUAAUUGGACAAGAUACAGAUUGUUGUAGCUGGCACUGGGUGAGAUAUUUUAGGCAACUGGCAUUCAUUUUUUUUCAGCUUGGUUGGAGUGUUUGUUUCUGCCUUCUUACAGUUUCACAGAUCAGCUUUGGUUCCCCCUUCUGUCCAAGUUUCUUUCUGUUUCAGGCUUUCCUCAGGGUCUUGGGUUUCCCCUUGUAUCCCAAAUUUGUGCAGAUUUAGCCAAUUGGCAUGUGGGAGUGCUGCUUGCAAUAAACUAGUAAGCUGUCCAUGCACUCGUGCCACAUGACGGUGGAAGAUGUCCUGGCUCUCCGUGACUUGGUCUUUGUCCAAACAGGUUAAGAAACUGCAUAGAUAGUUAUAUAUAUUAUCUUGUAUGUUGUUAUUUUACCCUCUGCUUUUCUUUUUAAUAGAUGCAGUACAAAUCAUAAUUGAUAUUUUGCAUGUCCCAACAAGAGAGAGGCUUUUGCUUUUUGAGAAAUUUAUGCUUAAAUGGAAUUUGAAACACAUGGGUAACAAUGUCUGCUGGAUGACAGCCAUUAGUUACAACACGUAGGAUGCAGCAUAUAGACACUGUUUAGACAACCAUUUUAGCGUAAAUCCCAUACUUUAAUAUGAAUUGCAGCCCUGAUGAGCUUCUCCUUUUUAUCUGACUCAUUGCACAAUGUCCCACACACUAGCGCAGUCCAGAUUUGCCUCUAGGCAUUCGUGUCAUCACUGGCUUUGGACAGAUAUUUAGAGGGAAUUAACCCUGUACAUGAGAAAGUUUGUGCAAAGAACACAGCUUCUUGGAAAAUGCAAUAAUUUAAAAAAAAUCUGUAUAUACAUAUUGCAUAUCCAAAUUUAUUAGGCAUAGUGUGUGUUAAAUUCUUUGAAUGCUUAACAGUACAAUUAAAUGUACGGUUUAAACAGGUUGUGGGAAGCUUUUGCCUAGCGUGGCAGCAGCAGGCGCAUGUCCGGGACCAAACCUGAAUAGGACGUGAUAUUCUUUGCACUUUCCUUUUUUUUUCCAAACUGACCUUUUUUCGUCAUUGAAACUUACCUGAGUGAGAGAAAAUAUUAUUGUUUACAGGACAAAUAUUGAGUUAAUAUUAAUUCCUAAUAGUAGUGAAAAACCAACUGAUUUUUGCUUUUUCUUUUUACCAGUUAAUUCACGGUAGGCUGACAUGAGGAUGUAUGUGACACUCCUUUGUGCCUAUUGCUGCUGGUGUUGGUUGCAUCUUAAUUUGAUCCGCUACUGGAAAAAAUGGGUUGAUAAAGUGGAUGAAUAAUUCAUUGUACUCUUAGGAAAGAAAGGAAAAGUGAAUGAUAAGUAGUUUCAUGCAAGGUUACACUUAAAGACUAUUUUAAUGCCAAAAUAUAUAUUUUAAGUUCCAAGUUUUUAAUCCAAGUAGGCUUUAAGAAUUUUUUAGUAAUGCUAAACUGAGAAUACAAACAUGAUUAAUUAUACCAAGGACUGUUCUGUCAUACAGCAUCCUAACUGUGUUUUUUCAUUUAAUUAGGUCUGUCUUUUAAUUACCAACUUCAGAUUCUUUUAAGUUUAAGCAUUUCUUUUAUUCUCCCACAGAAUGUGAAACUCUUUCUAGGCAGCUUUUUAUAUAUAGCCUGCAAAUCUUAUGAUGUAUGCUACCAGUUUAUGCUUUUUAUUUUAAGCAUUUUUUUAUACAUCUAAAACACAAUGUCCAUAUUUUUUUGCAAUAAAAAUAUAUACAUAUAUAAA
Messenger RNA from Erpetoichthys calabaricus (reedfish), 3705 nucleotides. It is a transcript of the gene cxcl12a, whose product is annotated as chemokine (C-X-C motif) ligand 12a (stromal cell-derived factor 1). Bases 85 to 378 code for a protein of 97 amino acids. The record is from RefSeq and is a predicted model, not a curated record. Gene Ontology annotation, cellular component: extracellular region. Gene Ontology annotation, molecular function: chemokine activity. NCBI's taxonomy places the organism in Eukaryota, Metazoa, Chordata, Cladistia, Polypteriformes, Polypteridae. The transcript is spliced from 4 exons. Gene Ontology annotation, biological process: immune response; chemokine-mediated signaling pathway.